Molecule: messenger RNA, 4781 nt
Organism: Spodoptera exigua (beet armyworm)
Lineage: Eukaryota; Metazoa; Arthropoda; Insecta; Lepidoptera; Noctuidae
Source: the annotation of a GenBank genome assembly
CUUUUCGUAAAGCACUGGGCACGCGUAGUGAUCAAUAUGUCCACGUGAUCUGUCGUCAGUCGACUCGCGUAAUUGCAAAUGCAAAAUGUACAGGAAAGAAACGUUUGUGUUACAAUGAAAUCAUAAAUAUUUUGUUAUUGUAAGUUGUAGUGUGGUAGUUUUAAAAUGCCUGCGUCUAUUGGUGUCAAUUUACGUGUAACUGGCCACUGCAGCCAAGGCGGGAGAAAGUAUAUGGAAGACUUGUUUUCCGUUGCUUAUCAACAAACUGAAGACGAGAGAGACUUGGAGUAUGCUUUCUUUGGAAUAUAUGAUGGCCAUGGCGGAAGCGAGGCUGCAGCCUUUGCGAAGGAGCAUUUGAUGGACUCUAUCGUGAAGCAGAGGCAGUUCUGGUCGGACAACGAUGAGGAUGUACUCAAAGCAAUCAGAAAUGGUUACAUGUUGACCCACUUGAACAUGUGGAAAGAGUUAGAGAAAUGGCCAAAAACUGUAACAGGGUUACCAAGCACUGCAGGUACUACAGCAAGCAUAGCUUUUAUACGCCGUGGGAAAAUAUAUAUUGGACAUGUUGGGGAUUCCGCUAUUGUCCUUGGUUACCAGAAAGAUGGUUGUGAGGAGUGGGCUGCAAAACCAUUGACAUCAGACCACAAACCAGAAUCCACAACUGAAAUAGAGCGCAUCCAAAGAUGUGGUGGGAAGGUUGUCUCAAAGGCAGGAGUCCCACGAGUUGUGUGGAACAGGCCACGAUUAGGUCACAAGGGUCCUAUCAAGAAGAAUACACCUAUGGAUGAGAUUCCAUUUCUAGCAGUAGCGAGGUCACUUGGUGACCUCUGGAGCUACAACCCUCAAAAUGAUGAAUUUAUAGUCAGUCCUGACCCCGAUGUAGGUGUAUUGACUAUAGAUCCGUCCAAAUUUCGAUGUCUGAUUUUCGGCACUGAUGGCUUGUGGAACAUGAUCUCACCAGAGGGCGCCGUCAGCUUAGUUCAGGCCACAGAACGGCACAAUGAAGCCGCUCUCGUCGGUGGAAACGGAAACCAACCAAGGGACUGGUUAAACCCUUCCAAAAGUCUAGUAGACCAUGCUCUGGAGAGAUGGUCCAACACCAGAAUGCGCGCGGACAACACGUCGGUGGUGACGUUGAUGCUGGACCCGCCUGGGCCGCCGCGUGCCACCGUCCUGCGCUCCCGCAGCAGCGCGCAGCGGCCGCAGCAGGCCGCCGCCCCCGCGCCCGCGCCCGCCGCGCGCCCCGACCCGCAGCCCGGCGCCGUGCCACAGAACGGGCUCACCAUCAUGACGCGCUACUCGGACGCGGAGCGUGCCGCGGCCCCGGCCGCCGCCCCCGCCGCUCCGGCAGCGCCCGAGACUCCCCUGCCGCCCUGCGCCACGCUGGACACACGCUUGUCUACACCGGCGCCAGAUGACACUCCGCCGCGCGAUUCAUCGGAUACUGAAGACAGUGAUACAAUGGUGAAUUACGGAAAUCCUGCUGAAUCAUAUUUCAUGGCCCGGCUUCUGAAUCGGACACGCGUUAUCAAUACUCUGUCGGCUGUCCACGAUGAAAUUUCCGGCAGCCCGGUACAGCGAGAACCCUCGGAAUCUCGCGAGCCCGCGGCCGCCUCGGCUACCAUAGUGCCCGAAGUCGAUGCAGAAUCUGACGCGUCCACUGCCAACCGUCCUCCUCUUCCGCCCCGCACGGCCUCCAGUGAAUCUUCUACGCCCGCUUCAGAAUCUGGAAAUACAUCAGAUGAUGACGGUGGCAUACAAAUCAACGAAGUUUCUUCGAGUUCACCGACAGAGAGUCCACCAAAACCUCGUGGGCGUCGGCCCCGCACAGAAGUAAAGAGGGAGCCGUCAGCCGGAGCCCCCGACCGGGUUCUGCGCUCCCACCACGAGCCCGAGCCCCCGCAGCGUCCCCAUACGCGCCAGGCAACGCGCGCGCGCCCCGCCUCUACCCCUGCGUCUACCCCCGCCCCGGCGCAGCCACUCGACCGCGUCGUUAUCAUCACCAGGCGAGCACCCGCGGCGCCGGUAACUCCAGCUACCCCGCCGCCGCCGAGACCCGACCGUCUGGCGGCCGGGGACAGCAAACCCGCUGGGAGACGUAUCGCUCCAGCACCUGUGGAAACCGUGACCACCGAGGAAGAUGCCAAGAGGAACGGUACCCGUGCUACUCGAUCCCAAGGCACCCCAGGCGUAACACCUUUGGCACAAAAGAUCACCCGCAGCAUCGGGCUGUACGCUCGCGAGCUGCGAGGCGCGGCGGCGGCGGCCGCGGCUGCGGCAGGCGCGCGGGCGGGAAACUCGGCGCGCGCCCCGGGCCCGGCGCGGCGGGCUCCGGCGGCGCGCCGCCCGCCCCCCGACCGCUCCAAGGAGAACCUCGGCGCCGCGAGGGGCCGCGCGCGCGCCCGCGCCGCUCCCGCCGCCUCGCCGCCCCCGUCUCACCCGCUCCCCUCGCACCCGUCGCCCCCCUCGCCGCCCCGCCCGCGAACAAGACGCGCGGAUAGUGCACGCGACGACUCCGAAGUACACUCCACCACCACAGAACCGCCCCCGCCGUCGGCAUGCGCCGGCGCACCCGCCCCCUCAGCUCUCGCCAGACCACGAGCGUUACGCUCGCGUAACGACGCUGCAGAGCCUGUGCGCUCCGUGCGCGAUCAAGGAGCCUGCAAGCGCACGCGGUGCGGUGACGACGGUGGCGGUGGCGCGAGUAAGACCGCGCGGCUGGCCCCUGAGCGCUGCGCGCGGGCGCUGGGCAAGCGAGCGACGGGCCCGUGGGCGCCGGCACUAGCGCUACGUAACCGCUUGCGCCGACGGUUGGCUAAGUAGCGCGGCUGAGCAUAGCAUUCCCGCGCUCUUGGUCCGAUGUCGGAUCCAAAGAUGACUGCGUCGUAUACGGUUGAUUUUUCUGUUGUUGUUUUUUUAUUAUUUUUAUCGCCGUCUCGGGAGUCGCCGCAGGCGGCGGCUAGGCAAUAGGUAGUUCACUGAGUUGGGUGACUCUGUCCGUGGACCGCUCGGGGCGGCCACAACCACGGUGCCUCGCCGGGGUCGCUGGUCGCCGUCGACGUUAAACAAUAGUACAAAGGUAUAUUCUAUAUUUAACGUGUAAGUAUCCGUGUGGACCAGGAGGAUUUUAUUAGCCCUAGUAGAUAUUUAUUUUCUCUAUAUUUAUAGCUUCUAUCAUAAUGCAUUUAACCGUAGGCGAAAUGUGAAUCUGAUCUUCUUUGUUGAGACGUUGAGUCAGAGGCUACGUAGUAACUUUCAGAUAGAUAAUCUGCCUUAUAAAGCGAGAGUACAACAUGUUAAAGUUUUUAUAAAUAUUUUAUAGGAUCACAUUUUUGAAACUCAAGUUUUAAGCAAUAAAGCCUUCUCAUCAGAGACUCAGUUGAUGUAAAAUUGCGAGUCACCAUAGUAUAAUUGACUAUAUAUAAGUAUCACCCGAGCAUGUGGCACUUUAGCUUUACACUGCAGUAUUUGAUGUAAUAGAGUGAUAUCCGUUUAUAAAUACACUACAUUUUAGACAAAUACAAAUUUUGACUACUUGUUAAUAUACUGAUAGUAUACAUAUUUAUAUAAAUUCUUUAUUAUAUUACCUAAUCGGAACUAUACCAAGAGUGCUUUCUCGAAAUAUAACGUUAAUUAAGAGUGCUAUAACUAAUUAUUAUGGAAUAAUUAUGUACAGACAAAUUUAUUGUACAGUUAACACCAAAAUUAUUUGUUUAAAUUGUGCUAAUAUGUAUUUUAUAUGAAAAAUUAGCUAGAUAUUGGUGAAGUUAUUCUUUUCGGAAAAGAAUUGUUUUAUGUACUUCCUAAUUAGGCUUUAUUGAUUUUGGGACACCCUGCUGAUUGUUGUUACUCGUGCCGGUAUAGUUAAUUGUGACAGAGCUCAAACGAGCGACAGUAAGUUUGUGUACACUGCGAACAUAUCUGUAGCAUUAAAUAGUUGUAGAAACACACAAAAGUGUAGCACGACAUUUCUGUUAAUGAUAAGUUGUUGGUGCAUGAACACAUUUUAGUUUAUUCGUUCAUCGAUCUCUCCUCAUAGUUAUCCAUUUGUUAAAUAUUCUUACACUAUCCAUCUCCACUUUAAAUUUAAUUAUCGAAAUAAUGUGAUUAUGAAACCAUUGAUUUAUUUAAAAACCAAAAAAGGUUUUGCGUGAAUGCUACUUUGUUGACACUGUAAAAUAUUAUGGAAAUAUUUUUUUAAAGGCGACAUAGAUGAUUUGAAUAGAUGUACCUAAGAAUGGACUGAAGAUGUAAUGUUAAGUUAAGAGUCCAAGUUAUGUACAUAUUAAUAUAAAUAAAUAAAAGUAAUAGUGCCUCAUUUGUUACCGAUUUAACAAAUACAUAGGUAAAAGUGUUCUUUCAUAUAUUGAGAUAUGUAUUUUUAUUGAAAAUAAAUUUAUGCAUUGUAAUUUAGCUGUAAAAGAGGAUUUAAUAUAAUUUGUUAAGCUAAUUGUGUAAAGAUUUUUAAGAUUGGCAGUCUGUCGCUUAUAUCGCGAAAUCAAGAAGUUUUGUUUAGUUACUGAGUUAUGUUUGCGAGAGCAGUUAUAGUGCUGUAAGGGACAGAGUGUCAACACGUGAAAAAUUGGUAACAAUUUUGUAACUUGGAGGGUAUCAAUGCCUUGGUGAUGUGGCCGUAAUCAAACCACUGGGAUUAUGGCAAAUAAAUUGCUAACAAUUUAGAUUGAGAUGCUAAAACAAAUGUUAUUACUAUACAUACUUGAAAGUAAAAGGAUUAUUGUAGAUUUUAUUUUUUGAUUUAAAUAAAGUUUGUAUGAAAUAGA